GUUGCCAGUUUCCCUUCUUCUCCCUGAACUGAAUAUAAAAAUCCCUAAUUCCAGCGCACAUAAACCCUUUCCCUGCCACUCUUAUCUCGCUCUUAUCCCUCUGUUAUUGACGUCACAGUAACUCUCUUUGAUCUAUAUUCCAUUCCAUUGGUGUUUAUUCCGAUUUCAUUUCGCUUUCUUUUUAGAAUGAUGGACGGAGUUCAUGGCGGUAUGGCGAGUUCUGCGGUGGCGAAUGUGAAUUCUCCGCCGCCAUUCCUCAGCAAGACCUAUGACAUGGUCGACGACCCUUCCACAAACUUGGUGGUCUCAUGGAGUGAUAAUAACAACAGCUUUGUUGUUUGGGAUGUGCCCGAAUUCGCUAGGGACAUCUUGCCCAAGUAUUUUAAGCACAACAAUUUCUCCAGCUUCGUCAGGCAAUUGAAUACUUACGGUUUUAGAAAGGUUGAUCCAGACCGCUGGGAAUUUGCAAAUGAAGGAUUUUUGAGAGGUCAGAAACAACUUUUGAAGGGUAUCAGUCGGAGGAAACCUGCUCAAGUGAACGGUAGUCAACAGCAAUCUCCGGCACAGAACAAACCUGUUGCGGCAUGUAUUGAGGUUGGAAAGUUUGGGCUUGAAGAAGAGGUUGAAAGAUUGAAAAGGGAUAAGAAUGUUCUUAUGCAAGAACUUGUCAGGUUGAGACAACAACAACAAGCAACUGAUAACCAAUUGCAAAGUGUUGGGCAACGUGUACAGGUUAUGGAGCAGCGUCAACAACAAAUGAUGUCAUUUCUGGCAAAGGCCAUGCAAAGCCCAGGAUUCUUGGGACAGUUUGUACAGCAGCAUAGUGACAGUAACAGACAUAUUACUGGUGGCAAUAAAAAGAGGAGGCUUCACAGGCAGGAUGAAGGUACAUUACCCUCUGAUCAUCUCUAUGAUGCUCCUGAUGGACGUGUUAUUAAAUAUCAACCUUCUAUGAAUGAGGCUGCAAAAGCAGUAUUGCGCCAGAUAUUGCAGAUGAAUACUUCUUCAAGGAGGGAAUCAUCAAUAAAUAACUCCGAUGCUUUUCUCAUUGAUGAUGUUCCUUCUGCCAUUGCAUUAGAUAGUGGGAGUUCCUCUAGCCGGGCUUCAGGAGUGACUCUUUCUGAGGUUACACCUACUUCUGGCCCGUCUUAUAUGGCAGGGCAAUCACAAUUGCCUGUUAAUCGUACUCCCACCAACACAUCUGAGAUGCAAUCUUCCGGUGCUGUGUUGACAGACCCUGUUAAAGUAGCUGAAUUUCCAGGAUUAAAUUUACAUAAUUGCCCAGAGAAUGUUUUGGGUAUUGGUGAAGUCCAAGGUGUGGAGACAGAGAGCAGUUUAGUGAAUCCUGAACUCACUUUUGCGGGGCCUGACACUGGGAAUGCGGGGGACAUAGACAUGAUGUCAGCAGUUUUGGAUGGGACACAGUCUGUAGAAUUAGAAACUGAUGCCUUUUCACCUGAUCCAGAUGGAAUUUCUAAGCUCCCAAGCAUUAGUGAUGUUUUCUGGGAACAGUUUCUCACAGCAAGUCCGCUUACAGGCGAUACAGAUGAAAUCAGUUCUUGCUCUCUUGGAGAUGGUUUGACUAAGGAAGGCGAAGUUCCAUCUAGAAGGGAGAAUGGACAGGAAAAGUUGGAUAAGAUAAAACAUAUCGAUCAUCUUACUCAACAGAUGGAACUUCUUGCUUCCAAAACUUCCUAAUUGUAUUUAUGUUUCUUGCCGAGAAAGCUGAGCAGAACAAAGUCAUCCACAUCUACAAAAAGACACCUGACAGAUAUAACCAAAUUCUGAGAAUACUCUUCCCUCCCAUUUGCUUAUCUGCUUUGUGUUGUGUUCUGUUUGGCAAAAAUCUGACCAAACUUAAAUGAACUAUAGCCCUAUUUGUAGUUUGAUAAAUUGUGUGCUCAAUUCCCAGACUAAUUAGGCCGCCCUCUGCCUCCUUCUCUUAAACGGUUGUAAUAUUUUAUUUCGGUGGGUAAUGUUGCGCUUUAAUGUUGUUUCCCUA
Neltuma alba is the source of this 2002-nucleotide messenger RNA. RefSeq names its product heat stress transcription factor A-1b-like. The record is from RefSeq and is a predicted model, not a curated record. Bases 187 to 1698 code for a protein of 503 amino acids. Gene Ontology annotation, cellular component: nucleus. Gene Ontology annotation, biological process: cellular response to heat; regulation of transcription by RNA polymerase II. NCBI's taxonomy places the organism in Eukaryota, Viridiplantae, Streptophyta, Magnoliopsida, Fabales, Fabaceae. Gene Ontology annotation, molecular function: DNA-binding transcription factor activity; RNA polymerase II cis-regulatory region sequence-specific DNA binding. The transcript is spliced from 3 exons.